Molecule: messenger RNA, 2361 nt
Organism: Glycine soja
Lineage: Eukaryota; Viridiplantae; Streptophyta; Magnoliopsida; Fabales; Fabaceae
Product: probable WRKY transcription factor 26
Exons: 5
Coding region: 172-1800 (542 amino acids)
Biological process (GO): regulation of DNA-templated transcription
Molecular function (GO): sequence-specific DNA binding; DNA-binding transcription factor activity
Source: RefSeq, a predicted model, not a curated record
CAUCCUUGGUUAUCCAACACGUAACCAUUUUCUUCCUCUCUCUUUCUAGAUAUUCCCUUUCAUGUUAUUAUGCCAAAUUAAACCCUUCCAUUUUUCAUCUCACUAGCUUUUCUUUCAAAGCCUCUUCUUGCCUCAUACAACUCUGAAGAAUUUUAUCUCAAUUCCAUAUUCAUGACCACUUCUUUCUCUGACCUUCUUUCUUCUCCCACCACCGACCACAACCUCGGAGUUUCCGAAAGACCUCAUCUUAAGUCGUCCUCGUCGGAUCAAGCAGGUUCUUCUGGUGGUGUGCCGAAAUUCAAGUCCACACCCCCUCCUUCUCUCCCUCUUAGCCAUCAUCUUCCACCAAUAUUUUCUCCUUCUUCUUACUUUAACUUUAACAUUCCUCAUGGGUUAAGCCUUGCUGAACUACUUGACUCCCCAGUUCUCCUUAACUCUUCCAACGUUUUGCCAUCUCCAACAACUGGAUCAUUUGCUGGUCAAGGCUUCAACUGGAAGAGCAGUUAUGGGGAAAGCCAGCAGCAUGUCAAAGAAGAAGACAAGAGCUUCUCAAGUUUCUCCUUUCAAACACAAACACACCCUCCUCUUCCAUCUUCAAAUGGAUUUCAAUCUUCAACCGGCGUAGUUCAAACCGGAUGGAGUUUUCCAGAAAUUGCUAAACAAGAUGGUUUUGCCUCAAGAAUGAGUAUGAGCAUGGUGAAAACUGAAACCACUUCUGCGAUGCAGAGUUUCAACUCUGAGAAUAAUAACCACAGGAAUGGUUUUCAAUCAGAUCAUAAAAAUUACCAACCACCACAAGUUCAGACCUUAAGCAGAAGAUCAGAUGAUGGGUACAAUUGGAGGAAAUAUGGACAAAAGCAAGUGAAAGGAAGUGAAAAUCCAAGAAGCUACUACAAGUGCACAUACCCUAAUUGUCCAACAAAGAAAAAAGUUGAGAGAUCCUUAGAUGGACAAAUUACUGAGAUAGUUUACAAAGGCACUCAUAACCAUCCCAAGCCUCAAGCUGCGAAGAGGAACUCAUUGUCUGCCUCAUCACUUGCAAUUCCUCAUUCAAAUCAUGGCGGCAUUAAUGAACUACCACAUCAAAUGGAUUCGGUUGCCACUCCUGAAAACUCAUCAAUAUCAAUGGAAGAUGAUGAUUUUGAUCAUACUAAAUCAGGAGGAGAUGAGUUUGAUAAUGAUGAACCUGAUGCCAAAAGAUGGAGAAUAGAAGGUGAAAAUGAGGGUAUGCCAGCUAUAGAAAGUAGAACAGUGAGAGAACCCAGAGUUGUGUUUCAGACAACCAGUGACAUCGAUAUUCUAGAUGAUGGAUACAGGUGGAGGAAAUACGGGCAGAAAGUGGUCAAGGGAAAUCCAAAUCCAAGGAGUUACUACAAGUGCACAUUCCCUGGAUGUCCAGUGAGGAAGCACGUAGAGAGAGCCUCACAAGACCUAAGGGCAGUGAUCACAACCUAUGAGGGAAAACACAACCAUGACGUGCCUGCAGCACGUGGAAGUGGCAACAACUCUAUGAAUAGAUCAUUGCCAAUAACCAAUACCACAAACAACACUAGUGCAGCAACUUCUCUAUACACUAAUAACAAUUAUCUUCAGAGUCUUAGACCACCAGCAGCACCAGAAAGGACAUCAUCACAUUUCAACCCCAACAUGCAGCAGAGUUCAUCAGGAAGUUUUGGAUUCUCAGGGUUUGGAAAUCCAUUAAUGGGGUCUUACACGAAUCAACAAUCUGACAAUGUUUUCAUCACUAGAGCCAAAGAGGAGCCUGGAGAUGACUCGUUUCUUGACUCUUUCCUAUGCUAAAAGAAUAUUUUCUUAUGCAUAGUUUUGGAUGGUUGGAAUUCUUGGAAGGGGUUGGUUUAGGAUUUUACUUGACUAAUAAGAUACCCGGUUCAUUCCAUUUAUUUAUAACUUAGGUAUUUUAAUUUCUGUUUGUCAGUUAGAGUCAGAGAUUCACCUAUAUAAUUUAUGUAACAAAAAUUUGCAUUAGAAUUCAACAUGAGUUAUUAAGGUGAAACUCUAAUUCUAACAGAAGAAUAACACUAAAAAUACUUUAAAAAAUUACAUUUAAGUUUCAUCCAUUUUUUUAAUUUUGUAUUGUUAUUGUAUAUUUCCACACCCACAGAUUGGUAUAUGGUAUACUGUAUAUUUAAUCAUUGUUGUAUGUUACAGGUGUUUGUAAAAACAUUUUUUUAUCAUUAUUUUAGUAAUCGUGUGACUUCAGUUGGGAGCUAGAAACUCAUUUUCAGGAUUCUUUCUCUUAAUUUGUACACGAAAUGUGCUGUCUGAAACUAUUUCUGCUAUGUAUUAUAUUAUAGUAUGACAUACUAGAUUUCAAUUAUUUCACAUUUAUUGCGGGUGCUA